Messenger RNA from Myxozyma melibiosi, 1167 nucleotides. Its product is annotated as nuclear fragile X mental retardation-interacting protein 1-domain-containing protein. Bases 121 to 1134 code for a protein of 337 amino acids. Gene Ontology annotation, molecular function: metal ion binding. NCBI's taxonomy places the organism in Eukaryota, Fungi, Ascomycota, Lipomycetes, Lipomycetales, Lipomycetaceae. The transcript has a single exon. The record is from RefSeq and is a predicted model, not a curated record.
CCGACAUCGCGUUGUUCUCGAAAACUGUUUUAUUGUUCAUAAUAUUUACUACUCCUCCACAUCGAUAGUCGAGGAUGGUGAUCUGAUAGUAUGGAUCUGUGAUUAAAAAAAGUUCUUAUCAUGGGUGACUACAUCUUCGGUCCUCCUCCGCCGCCGCCGCCAAAGUCGUCGACGACCUCGAACGCAUCGUCGUCGUCGAAGUAUCAAAAUCGACCACAGCAAACCAGGCAAAAGCAGCAGCAGCAGCAGAAUACAAACCGACGAACAAAGGACCAGAAGAGUUUCAAGAGUGAGGGUGGAUCGGGUCGGUAUGCUGGGCAGAAUGGGUCGGUGUCUGGAGGUCAUGAGUCGCAGAUACAGAAUCAUGGAUCAUCGUCGCAUUUGGACGCCCAGCAAGAUUUACAUACGUCAGGAUCACUGGAUGAAUCAGGAUCUUUGACAUCUCACAGCACAAUCAAGAAAUUCAAUCUAGAUCUCGUUUCCUCACAAGCUCCUACGCAAAGUCCGAUCUCACCAACUCACAUCAACCCAUCAUCCACAGCGUCUCAGUUCCCGUCCUCGUACGAUGACUUUGCCGCCGACGAAGACGACGACGGCGGCGAAGAGAAACCAGCGUCGAAACAGAUAGUCGCGAUCCCCGGCACUUCAAUCACGCUGCAAACAGAAGCCGACAUUGCGAAAUGGAUAGCCGAGCGGAAAGCAAGAUGGCCGACCGCUUCGCGCGUCGAGGAGAAAGAAAAGGAAAGGGAAAAGGCUCGACAACUUCAGCUUGAGCAGCAGAACUUGCAGGGCGAGGAUCAGCAGCUUCAAGACCACCAGGGCAUCUCAGAAUCCACAACAGCCAAACGCCAACCAAUAUGCAAAUUCUUCGCGUCAACAGGCCACUGCAAACGCGGCGACCAGUGCAAAUUUCUCCACGAACAAAGACCAGCGACCGACAACAAGCGAGUCGCGACGGCUGCAGACGGUCUGAGGACGAAGCGGUAUAAGCGGUUCGAAGCGCCGAGGAAGAUGCCGCUGUUUAAGAGAUUGGUGCAGAAUGAUUGGGAUAAAGAGAACGAAAAGAUUUUGGACUUUAUUGCAUUUUUGGCGGAAAGGGGGAUAGUGGGUAAAAGCAAAGCUUUGCAAGUGUGAGGAUUGAACUAUUUCAAAAUUAAUUAGGACAUU